Messenger RNA from Cynara cardunculus var. scolymus (artichoke), 2294 nucleotides. Its product is annotated as armadillo repeat-containing protein 8. Lineage: Eukaryota; Viridiplantae; Streptophyta; Magnoliopsida; Asterales; Asteraceae. Gene Ontology annotation, molecular function: protein binding. The coding region runs from base 89 to 2074 and encodes 661 amino acids. The record is from RefSeq and is a predicted model, not a curated record. Gene Ontology annotation, cellular component: GID complex. Gene Ontology annotation, biological process: proteasome-mediated ubiquitin-dependent protein catabolic process. The transcript is spliced from 8 exons.
UAGUCUCGUCUCUCUCUAAAAACACACUAACGCGCUUAUAGACACGCGUUGGUGCGGCGCGUAUGACAUUCGCCGUCGUCCGACGACCAUGCCAGGCUCAGCGUCGUCGACUCACCGCCCUGAGGGUUUAAUUGAGCGGCUUCGCUCCGCCGCCGCAGACGGCGGAGAAGCCAAAUUAAAGGUCCUCAGGGAACUUAAGAACCAGAUAAUUGGCAAUCGAACAAAGAAGCUCUCCUACAUCAAGUUGGGUGCCGUUCCUUUCGUCGUAUCGAUUCUAUCAUCCGCUUCCUCUUCAGCCGAUUGCCUUCUCGUACAGUGUGCCGCAACCAUUGGCAGUUUUGCAUGCGGUGUUGAUGCCGGCGUUAAGGCCGUUCUAGAUACCGGAGCUUUUCCUCACCUUAUAAAUCUCCUUUCACAUCCGAACGAAAAGGUUGUAGAUGCAGGAGCUCGUGCCCUUAAAAUGAUAUAUCAAUCAAAAGUGGCUCCUAAGUAUGACUUUUUUGAAGAGAAAAACAUGGAAUUUCUUAUAUCUUUGCUAGAUAAGAAUAACGAAAAUGUAACUGGACUUGGUGCAAGUAUCAUAACACAUUCUUGUGAAACGAAUGAUGAACAGAAGAUAUUGGGUGAUGCUGGAGUUCUAAAGAAGCUCAUUGACCUCCUUGGAGGCACUACAAGCCAGAGAGAUGCUAGCUUAGAAUCGUUUGCUACAAUUAUCAAAGAAAAUCCAGAAGUUAUUUCAAAGUUUGUGGGACCUGAAAAUGGUAGAACAUGGGGCACUUUAAUAGAGUUAACGAAAGAUAGGUAUCCAAGGACAAGAUUGCUUGCAUGCGUGUGCUUAAUUUUGAUUAAGAACGCUGCUCCAUCCUAUCUUCAAUCUGUGGGAAUCAGAACCAAGUUGAUAUUGGUAUUACUUGAACUUAUUGAUGAUCCUGGUCAAGUGGGAGAUGAAGCGGUGUUGACUUUAUCUAGUUUCAUAGCGGAUGACGAGGGUCUGCAAAAGUUGGCUUUUGAGGCGAGUACUAUUGACAAACUUUGUGACCACUUGCAAAAAGAAUUGUUACAAGCCAAACGUCUUCAGGGAAUAUUUAUGACAUUGGCUAAUCUUUGCUCGAAUCUGGAAUGUUGCAGGUCUAUCAUUUUACAAUCACCCAAGGCCUUAAACAUUGUAACUGCUGCUCUGACUCAUGCUACUGCGGAUGUACGAGUUGCUGCUUGUAUCUGUUUGAAAAAUAUUUCUCGCUCGGUCAAGUAUCUUAGUGCAGGUCAUUUUAUGACAGAAGCAGUUAUCAUGCCGCUGAUUCAGCUUCUAUAUGAUACUUCAACUUCUGUCCAGGUUGCUGCAUUAUGCACUAUCAGUAACUUAGUGGUCGAUUUUACCAUGCACAAGUCCCUUUUCGUACAAAGUGGAGGUGUGAAACAGCUUGUUCAGCUAUCAAAAUCUAUGGAUUCAACUGUUAGGCUAAAUGCUGUAUGGGCUUUGAGAAACUUGAUGUUUCUUGUCGACAGCAGGUGUAAAGAAGGGAUCUUUAUGGAGCUGAGAGCAUUGACAUUAACAAGCCUCGUCUGUGAUCCUAGUGCUUCUGUCCAAGAGCAAGCUUUGGCCCUUGUUUGCAACCUUGUUAACGGACCUGUCGACUCUAUUGAGUAUGUUUUCACCGAGGAUGGUCUUUUACUGAAUGCUGUUGGAAGACAAUUAUGGAGCGCUUCAAAACAUGAAGUUCUGAUUCAGGGAAUGUAUGUGCUGUGCAAUGUGGCAUCUGGGCAAGAGUUCCACAAGGAAGCAGUGAUGCAGCAACUUCUCCCACAGCCACAGGCAAGCAAUGAAGAUACCCAGUCAAUAAUGGUGAGGAUGUUGCAAAGUGAUGUUGCCCAAUUGCGAACAGCUGCUGUAUGGACUAUAGUCAAUCUCACUAUUCCAACUGGUGCUGGUGCAUUAGCACGAGUCGUAAAACUAAGAAAUGCUGGCAUAGUCUCUCAAUUGAAGAACAUGGUGAAUGAUCCUUGCUUGGAUGUCAAGCUUCGUGUACGAACUGCACUGGGGCAAUCUAUGACUUUUGGGGAUUUCUCUACAUGAAAAGUGGUGAUGGAGAAUUGGGGGGCAGUGGAGUGAGUCUUGGUUGUUGUAACUUUGUAUUUUUGUUUACAAUUAUUAUCAGUUUUGUUGGCCUCUUAAUUUGUAAGGUUGCAAACGAAGUUGCAGUUGCAGUUGCCUAUGAGAGAGUAGUAGUCUUUCAUUCCUUCAUCUUAUUAUAACCUACUAUAGUUCAUUAUAAUCUAUUUUCUAAUUUCAUUCA